Molecule: messenger RNA, 1268 nt
Organism: Rhinichthys klamathensis goyatoka
Lineage: Eukaryota; Metazoa; Chordata; Actinopteri; Cypriniformes; Leuciscidae
Gene: dhrs13l1
Product: dehydrogenase/reductase (SDR family) member 13 like 1
Exons: 5
Coding region: 63-1019 (318 amino acids)
Source: RefSeq, a predicted model, not a curated record
CCAGAUCUGCAAGUUCAUUCAGCUUCAGUGUCUGAGUGACUGCUGCGCUCACGACCUCAAAAAUGAUCCUCUUUCUGGUUAUUCUGACUUUAUUAGUUGGAUAUUUUAUUUUUCAUAGGAUUUUUGUUCAUAGGAAGACCUUCACCGGCACUGCCAAACUACAUGGGAAGACCGUCAUUGUAACUGGUGGGAACACUGGCAUUGGGAAAGCGACUGCGUCUGCGAUGGCAGCGAGAGGAGGCCGAGUGAUUCUGGCCUGUCGAAGCAAACAGAGAGGAGAAGAAGCAGCUCGAGAGAUCAGGAUGGAAACUGGAAAUGAGAAUGUGAUCUUCAUGCAACUGGAUCUUGCAAGUCAGAAAUCAAUCUGCUUUUUUGCUGAAAACUUCCUGAAGGCCGAGCGCAGACUGGACCUGCUUAUUAAUAACGCAGCACUGGCGGCUCCAGGACGCACUGAAGAUGGCCUUGGGAUGAUCCUGGGUGUCAAUCAUAUCGGCCCGUUCCUGCUGACCAAUCUCCUGCUGGACCGUCUCAAGGAGUGUGCGCCGAGCAGGGUGGUCAACGUGUCGUCCUGCGGUCACGAUCUGGGCACUAUUGACUUCGACUGCAUCAACACACACAAGUCGCUCGCUCUGGGAUCAUCCGACGCUGAUCUGUUCAGGGCCUACACUCACAGCAAGCUCUGUAAUGUGCUCUUCACCCAUCAACUGGCCAAGAGACUGGAGGGAACCAACGUCACAUGCUACAGCCUUCAUCCAGGGUCGGUAAAUUCAGAGCUCGGCCGUGACAUCAAUGAAUGGAAAACGCGUAUUCUCAAAGCCAUUGUAAGAAGGUUUGGUGCGACGGACCCGGUGUCGGGGGCUCAGACGACGCUGUACUGCGCUCUGCAAGAGGACAUCGAACACCUGAGCGGACGAUACUUCUCCGACUGUCAGCUGGUGCAAGUCAAGCCCGAGGCCAGAGAUGAUGGCAUCGCCAAAAAACUGUGGGACGUCAGCGAGAAGUUUUGUGGCAUGAUUUGAACACACAGACAACACUGUACACUUUGCUGUGAAAUAUGUACUGUACUAUUUUUUUGUUGUUGCCGUUUCUCUUUUGGUAUAUAGUCAAGUCUCCUUCAUUUAUACAGCGCUUUUAACAAUAUAGAUCGUUUCAAAGGAGCUUUACAGUGAUAAUAGGAGAUUACAGUAACAGAGAGUGUUUUGGCUUUACAGCAGCUCUAGAAUAAAGUUAUUGUCCAGAUAAAGUUAGUUUUGAUUGAUUCACUUCCG